AUGAACAACGUUUGUCCUCUUUAUGAAAAUGUCGUUGCCGCUACUCAAGCUCGUGAGAAACCCAUCAAUAUGCAUGAUCUUGAUGCUCUCCUAUUGUUUGCAGAACGUCGCCUUGCGACGGCUAUGGAACUUCCCAUGGUGGUCUCGUUGGCCGCGGUUCUGGCGAUCGCUCUGGGUUUCUGGUCGUGGUCCCGAUCUUCGCAACCCAUUCUCUCCCUCAUGACCUGUUUUUACUUCUGGUCGCGGUUUCCCUGGCGCUUCCUAUGGCGCCUCUAG
Molecule: messenger RNA, 276 nt
Organism: Prunus armeniaca (apricot)
Lineage: Eukaryota; Viridiplantae; Streptophyta; Magnoliopsida; Rosales; Rosaceae
Source: the annotation of a GenBank genome assembly